Molecule: messenger RNA, 1305 nt
Organism: Cladophialophora carrionii CBS 160.54
Lineage: Eukaryota; Fungi; Ascomycota; Eurotiomycetes; Chaetothyriales; Herpotrichiellaceae
Exons: 2
Coding region: 1-1305 (434 amino acids)
Biological process (GO): butyrate catabolic process; fatty acid beta-oxidation using acyl-CoA dehydrogenase
Molecular function (GO): flavin adenine dinucleotide binding
Source: RefSeq, a predicted model, not a curated record
AUGAUUGAUUUUGAAUUGUCGCAAGAACAGUCGGCUGUCCGAAAUGCCGUGCGAGGCUGGGCGAAAGCAAACCUGACAAACGCACGAUCGGUGUACGAGGGACAGGCCGCUUCGACUGGAGAAUGGCGAGAACGUUUCCGGUCGACUCGGCCGAUAUACGCCGAGGCAGUAAAAGACGGCUUGAUCAAGGCCCAGAUUCCGAAAGAACUAGGUGGUGCUGGAGGACCCCUGAUAGAAGCCGCCCUGGUUGUUGAAGAGUUUUACGCGGUCGAGACGAGCGCUUCUCUGACCAUCCUUGGCACUGGUCUUGGACUGACUCCUCUGAUCAUGGCUGGGAGCCCAGAACAACAUCAGAAAUUCUUCAAGCCUUUCUUUGACGGCAUCGGCACACCGUUGGCGAGCCUGGUCUUUUCCGAGCCUGGUGGAAGUGCCAACUUUGCUGAGGAGGGGUCACCUGGUUUCCAGACUGUUGCCAGGGCAGAGGGAGACGAGUAUGUCAUCAACGGUGAUAAGAUCUGGGCCACCAACAGUUCCGGCUGGGAUGAUCGAGGGGCUGAUGUACAAUGUGUGCUUGCCCGCGUUAUUGAUUCCGCUCCCGCCGAGGACGUCCGUAGCCAGACUGCCAUCAUCAUCGUAACACGAGAAGACAUCGCCACGAACGAUCCGGGCGCUUAUCAGGUCCUGUAUCAUCCAGAGACUAUUGGGCACAUUGCAGUCAAUGGCCCUCACAUUCGGUUCAAGGACUUGCGCGUUCCAAAGACAAACCUGCUGGCUCCUCCAGGCAAGGGCGCUGACGUGGUGGAGAUGACCUUCACAGCUUCGGCGUGUUUGGUCGGUGCCAUGGGCGUUGGCAUCAUGCGGCAGACUUUUGAGCGAGCUCUUGCCUGGGCCAAGACCGAGAAGCGCGGUUCGAAAGAGACCAUGUUGAAGAAGCAAAGUGUAGCGGACCUGCUAAUCAAAAUCAAGACUCGAUGCGAAGCUGCUCGAGCUCUCGUUUGGAAAGCUGCUCAUGCUUUCGGCCGCACACAAUAUGGAGCCGAGCUAUGUUAUGAGGCUAAGAUAUUUGGGUCGGAAAGCGCGGUCGAAUCGGUUAUGGAUGCUAUUAACCUCAUAGGCGUGUCUGCGUAUUCUCGCAAGCAACCGUUCGGCGAUUUGCUCAACGACGCGGUGGUGUUGCCGAUCUUUGACGGAGGAAAUGUAGGCGUUCGAAGGCGACAGAUCGAAGCUAUCUUCGCUAAAGAUGGCUAUGAUCCAUGGGAGACAACUUAUGGUGCAGACGAGAAAGGUCCGGCUAUGAUAUCGUAG